UGUAUUUCUCUUUUGAAUUGUGACUCGUUACUUUCCUUUGCUUUCCUUCAGUACAGCUCCUUCUUUCAUUUGCCUCUUCCUUUCGAAUACUUUACCAGUUUGUUCUACAGGUAGAGCGAUUUUGGAAUUUGGCGGCAAGGAGUCAAGGCUUUGAGGAGCAGGAGGCAAGACGAGGCACGCUCUUAGUAGCUUUACUCUUCCGCCACUUCCUCGUCUCCCCUCUCUCUCUCUCUCUCUCUCUCUCUCUCUCUCUCUCUCUCUCUCUCUCUCUCUCUCUCUCUCUCUCUCUCUCUCUCUCUCUCUCUCUUGCGUAGGACUGGACGCUUCUCCUCUACCUCUUUCUCGUCACUUUUUGCGACUCGGCUUUGGCUGAUUUCAGCAGAGCGAAUAGCUCCUUCAUGCCUGCCAGCAGUAGAGGUGACUCGUCGGAACAGGUGCAGGCAGUAAUGGCCAAUAAUGCCGAGGCAGGUCCUUCUCGCCUACGCCUCUCGAGUCUAGUGGGCGCAAGUAGCUCCCACUCUUCCUCCUCUUCAGCACCAACAGCAGCAGCAGCAUCACCAACAACAGCAGCAGUCGUAGAUGCAGAUGCGGAACCUUUGCGAAACCCAAGCCCCGCCUCCUUUUUCCCCACGCCGGCGCUCGAUCAUGCCUUUGCGGGGAUUACUGCCGGAGCUAUCGCGACGGUUUGUAUGAAUCCGCUGGACUUGAUCAAGACGCAAUUUCAAGUGGAUACUGGAACUUCCUUCAACGUAAAGGGAAAGGGGAAAGAUGUAGGUUCUGGUUCUGCUUUAGAAGGGGCAGGGGUAGGGGCUCGGAGAGAGGGGAUGUUGGCGGCGAUUCGAAGGGGAAAGGUGGUGACGGACAUUUAUGGUGCCUUGAGGGAGAUCGUCAAGCGUGAUGGUUUCGCGGGCCUCUAUAGAGGCUUGAGCCCGAACGUCGUAGGCAAUUCGGCCAGUUGGGGACUGUACUUCCUCUGGUACACCAUGAUCAAGGAGCACAUGUCCCUCUCCUCCUCUGCCGACGGUACAGAUCGCAAUCGCAAGCUCAGCGCAACACAGCAUCUUCUCGCCGCCUCUGAGUCGGGCGCAGUAACGGCGCUGAUGACGAAUCCGAUCUGGGUAGUCAAGACACGCAUGUUCACUGCGCCUGUCCCUUCCAAAGUGCCCACGCCGGGGGAACCGCCAAAUCCGUAUCGCUCGCUGCGGAGCUCAUUGGCGCAUAUUUAUACCACGGAGGGAGUGAGAGGUCUGUGGAAGGGGGCGGGCUUGGCACUCUUUGGUGUCAGUAAUGGGGCGAUUCAAUUCAUGGCGUAUGAGCAGCUGAAGCGCUACAGGAGUGAUGCCAUCCUCCUCAAGCGGGGAGGAGAUGUGCAGCCCGAGGAGCUGGGCUCAGAGGGUCAAGUGAAGCUGGUGAGUAGCCUCAGAGCAAGAUGCAGGGAAAGGAAAGGCAUCGAUGAUCGGCAUUCUGAAUGGGCCUAUCUGCCUGUCUCCCUCCCCCUUUUUCCCCCUCUGUCCAGAGCAACACCGAAUACGUCAUCAUCUCCGGUGCCGCCAAGCUCCUCGCCAUCCUCGCCACCUACCCUUACCAAGUAGUCCGCUCCCGCGUUCAAAACCACUCCACCUU
Molecule: messenger RNA, 1623 nt
Organism: Microstroma glucosiphilum
Lineage: Eukaryota; Fungi; Basidiomycota; Exobasidiomycetes; Microstromatales; Microstromataceae
Product: mitochondrial carrier
Exons: 2
Biological process (GO): nucleotide transport; folate import into mitochondrion
Cellular component (GO): mitochondrion
Molecular function (GO): FAD transmembrane transporter activity; folic acid transmembrane transporter activity
Source: RefSeq, a predicted model, not a curated record